This is a messenger RNA of Mirounga angustirostris (Northern elephant seal), 5630 nucleotides long. It is a transcript of the gene PARP11, whose product is annotated as poly(ADP-ribose) polymerase family member 11. Bases 341 to 1336 code for a protein of 331 amino acids. Lineage: Eukaryota; Metazoa; Chordata; Mammalia; Carnivora; Phocidae. Gene Ontology annotation, molecular function: NAD+-protein mono-ADP-ribosyltransferase activity; NAD+ poly-ADP-ribosyltransferase activity. Gene Ontology annotation, cellular component: nucleus. The record is from RefSeq and is a predicted model, not a curated record. The transcript has 10 exons.
CGCUGGUUGGCCGGCUUCGGGCGGAAGUCGGAAGGGUCGGUGGUCCGAAGACGCUGGCUUGUGACAGGGCGGGGUAGAAGGAAGGCCUACAUAAAGGUUGCCUCUCCAUCCCUUCGCUCCGGGGGACCCUCGGAAAAAACCCAGCACCCCGGCCCCGCGGCUAGCCCCUUCCCCCAGGCUCUCUCCGCUCGAUUUCGCCACCGUUAUGUGGGAAGCGAAUCCGCAGCCAGUCAACUUUAAAACAUGAAGGAAAUAUCCAGAAAAUAAUCAUAAAGCAUUCCUUGGAGAAGUUUCCAAACAUGAAUAAAAAAUAACAAGCCCCCUUCAUUGAGCUCAGGAGAUGUUUCACAAAGCGGAAGAAUUCUUACCCAAGAGGACGGGUAGUGAAAUGGAUGAGAUGGACACGUCGGACACCCAAUGGGGCUGGUUUUACCUGGCGGAGUGUGGGAAGUGGCACAUGUUUCAGCCGGAUACCAACAUUCAGUGUUCAGUUAGCAGUGAAGAUAUCGAAAAAAGCUUCAAAACAAACCCUUGUGGCUCCAUUUCUUUUACUACUUCCAAAUUCAGCUACAAGAUAGACUUUGCAGAAAUGAAGCAAAUGAAUCUCAUCACUGGAAAACAGCGCUUAAUAAAAAGAGCCCCCUUUUCUAUCAGUGCUUUCAGUUACAUCUGUGAAAAUGAGUCCAUCCCUAUGCCCCCACACUGGGAGAAUGUGAACACCGACGUGCCCUAUCAGCUGGUUCCUUUGCACAGUCAAACACACGAGUAUAACGAAGUUGCCAGUCUCUUUGGGAAAACAAUGGACCGUGGCAGAAUUAAAAGAAUUCAGAGAAUUCAAAACCUGGACUUGUGGGAGUUCUUCUGCAGGAAAAAGGCUCAGCUCAAGAAAAAAAGAGGCGUGCCUCAGAUUAAUGAACAAAUGCUCUUUCAUGGUACCAGCAGUGAAUUUGUGGAAGCAAUUUGCAUUCAUAACUUUGACUGGAGAAUAAAUGGUAUACAUGGUGCUGUCUUUGGGAAAGGAACCUAUUUUGCUAGAGAUGCUAUUUACUCCAGUCGCUUCUGCAAAGACGACAUAAAACAUGGAAACACAUUCCAAAUUCAUGGCGUCAGCUUGCAACAGCGGCAUCUGUUUAGAACGUAUAAAUCUAUGUUUCUCGCUCGAGUGCUAAUUGGAGAUUACAUAAAUGGAGACUCCAAAUACAUGCGACCUCCUUCCAAAGAUGGGAGCUAUGUGAAUUUAUAUGACAGCUGUGUGGAUGAUACCUGGGACCCAAAGAUCUUUGUGGUGUUUGAUGCCAACCAGAUCUAUCCUGAGUACUUAAUAGACUUUUAUUGAUUUCACUUCCAAAUCUCAGUGGUCAAGGAGGUUCUGUGCUUUUUUUGCAGGAAGAUUUGCUCUCUUGUCAUCUAGCCACUAAAUGUUCACUAUCUGAUACUUUUGAAACAGAUAUGAAAAAAAAGUGGCCUCCAUAUAAAAAGACAUACUGACUUUAAGGUUGGUUUUCUGUUGUUUUGUUUUUGUCCGUUGCUCGUAGUCUUGUUUGUUAAAGAUUGAUACGAUACCAUUGCCAUUUUAACACAGAGGUGAAAGGUAGCACUCAAAACUGAAUCAGCUGAGUCUCAAUUAACAUGAUCAUUCAGAGUCUGUAAAGUUUACGUGUGUGUUAUAUUUAUUCAUAUAUAUAUGUCCAAAAAAUAAAAAAACAGACAUAACUGUGUCCCUUCAGAGGAAUUGAUCCUUUGUAAAUUGAAUCCUGACAUUAUUAUCCACCAAUCAAUACGUUGCCUUGUUGGUCUUCCAAAGUGGGGAUUUAAAACCUCGAAGCAGGCUGAGUACCGUGGGAGAAAUCAGAAAUAAAAAUGUUAUUUACAGAGCUGCCAGACCAGCCAAAGGAGAGAGUCAAGGUAGAGUGUCCUGUUUCUGAUUGCCCAGGGGAGCAGGCUGCCGUCUCAGACCACUCAUGUCAUUCUCUUAUCUCCUACAUCAGAAUUGACAACAUGCUGCAGACUGUAGUUAGCCCGCAGUUCACCCACCAGGGCUCUUGAAUUCUCGUACCAUGACUCACUGCACACACUGUUUCUUGCCUCUUCAGAGUGAAACAUUUAUUUCUUUUCCAAAACAUGUAUUUUUCCCUUUGCUUUGGGGUCCCUACAAUAAUUACUUGUAAGAUUUCUUAUCUGCUCCCUAUCACACACAGCUAUUCAACAGCGAUUCAUAAUACUCACAUUUUUAAGUUGGAUCUCCCCAUUUUGAAUCACUGCAGAAGGCAUGGGGUGCUUGGAACAAAUCUGGUUUAGUCUUUUGAGUAGUAAAUCGACAAUCUGCUAACACUUGAAAAGUUAGAUCUAGUUCAUAAUCAUGUGUAAUGGAAGUUUGUUUACCCAUUCCAUCUCUUUUGCUUUAUUCUGUUCUAAAGAAGAAUAAGUAAUGUUGGAACAGCUUCCUGCCCCUAGAGGUAUUCUGGCAGAGGCUAGACAACAACUUGGCAGAAAUGUCAUACAAGAGUUCAGGUGUCAGAUGGAGGAAUUGGCCAUAUGAUGGGUGAGUGUUUCCCCACCUUUAUUUUCCAUGAUUCUACCUGGAAAAAAAAAAAAAGAACACCUGUGUCAAGCCUUGCCAGAAAACCUUUCCUAACUCAGUCUAAUACUGAAUUCUCUCUCCAUUAUUCUCAUUCAGUUUUGACUGAGAAAUUGUGAACAUAAUGUAACUUUUCAGGGAAAAGCCAGUAAAUGUCCAUGCCUGUGUUGUUCAUUUCAAUCAUUUGCACUGGGAAAGCAUCUAGAAAUCAUAAAAAUGAAGAGUAUGGACCAAGAUUAGGCAUGGUAAUUCUUCAACUGCCACAUAUCCCCAGAUUUUUAUUGUAGCCCAGAAUACAUGUAACUGUACAGUUGAAAGUAAGUAGUACACAGGAAACUGUUAUGUACAAUACUUUGAAACCAAGCAGCAACAAAGAUUUCCUGACUCAGAUGUGCACACUAACAUCCGUUUACAUGAAAUGCUGUGAAUAUUUAGGAAGAGCCCAUUUUAGAAACAUGCAGAGAUUACCAUGGAAAUAAUUGGAAGAAAAGUCACCAGGCUACCUUGUGAGAGGUAGCAAACUAUUGCUCUAGUUUCAUUCACAAAAGAACAAUGUUAGAGACAUUAGGAACUCAGAUUUUGAAAAUCUUUUUAUUCUAUUUAUUUGUUAUUUACACACCAAAAAAAUGUUACAGUAAUCCCCACUUCAACAUGGCUGUCCUUUUUUUUCAGUUUAACACAGUUGCCCUUCCCAUCACUGGAAUGGAGUAACUGUCGUAGCAUUUGGGAGUUAUUCUUGUAGAUGUGCAGAUCUUAUCUCAAGGUGUGACUAAGAGCCCAGAGUUGAGGUUUGCAAGGCAGUCAGUAUGAACUCUGAACUUAACUAGUUGGCUCAGAUGUAGUAAAUAGAGUGCAUUGCAAUAGACAUUUUAAGAAAGAAUUCUGUUGUUCUUGUCUGACAAUGUACUGCCAAUUCCCCUUUUAUAAGGAAGAACUAAUUUUGAUAAAUUUUUCAGUGUGAUAGUGUAGCAUUAAUUGAUAUUAAAAUUCUGUUCGUUUUGGUCAAUAGAUUGGGUUGAGAAAUCCUAAUUAAUAUAUAAUAGACUAGACGCAACCAUCUGUCCCCUUUUCCUCUUGUCCUCACAUAGUAUGCGUGGGGAGAGUAAAGAGAACCUAUUCCAGAUUAAGGAAUAAAUGAUUUUUAAAAUCCUACAUUGAACAAAUUCUAGCUGAUAGUGACUUUUGUUUUUCACUUUGAUGUCAGCCUCAGGGUAAAAAAAAUGUGUUUAUAAGAAACAGUUUCAUAAAUCUUGCAGCUAUGAACAGGAAGGUUUUUAUAUUAGUGCAACUUUCAUUUCUAGACUGUUAUGGUGAUGAUAAAGCAUUUGGAGCCAUUUUUGAUAUGUGACUAUAUUGUUUUUACAUGUGGUGAUUAAAGCUUUCCGUAGCAGGGCUUGGUUGUCUGUGUAUGCCAUAUAUUUGUUUCUGUGAUUUCUGCGUCUCAUCUCCACCUUGCAUUACUUAAGCCUGCAUUUGCAGCUCAAACUUAAUGGGCCCUCAAGAAGUCUGUUGCCUCUAACUCUUAUAUAACCUACUUACAGAUGGGGGGAAGUCUCUUGUUCUUGGUUUAAGUCAUCGUGAGCAACAGCUAAUCAAAUGAUCCAUGGGAAAAUCAUUUACUCUGCUAUUGAAACUUCCAAAACAGUUCAAGGCCAAGCGCCUACAGACAGUGUCCUUUACUCUCAGUGUGCUCCCCCAGCUCAGAGGAGCAAUUCUGGGGGUGUAUCUACAUGCACCUGAGGAGCAUGCUUCCCACAGUUCAUCCAGCCUCCAGCCACUCCUAGUAUGUCCACAGUAAGUUUUUGAAGCAAAUUAGACAUUUCAUUUGAUCUUUAAGCUUUUGUUGCCAAAAACGGGAGCUAUCCGAAGAUGUCUUAAUUUUACAGGUGAGAGACAUGAGAGACAAGAUGGCAGAAGAGUAGGAGACUCGUUUCAUCUGGUCCCUUGAAUUUUAGCUAGAUAUCUAUCAAAUCAUUCUGAACACCUAUGAAUUCAACCUGAGAUGUAAGAAAAAGAACUGAUGGAAUUCUACAACUAGAAAAGCGACCACUUUUUGCAAGGGGCGUGGAAAGCCUUUAGGGAACAAAAGCCACAUAGAGCAACCCAAAACAGCUUACACGGAACCCGGCCCCUUGGCAAGGGGCAGUGCAACUCCACCCAGGUGAAGAUACCUGAGAAUCAGCACAGCAGGCCCCUCCCCCAGAAGACCAGCUGGAACAUCAGGUGAAUACCAAGUUUAUGGAGCACACAGAACUGCAAAACUCCAGCCCUAGGGGAAAAUAGUAUAUAGAAUUUGAGAUUCUUUUUCUAAUGAUUCUUUUAUUUUUCAGUUUCAGUUUCCUUUUCUUUUUUUCCUUUUCAACUGGUUUCUUAUUUUAUCAGCUCUUUGUUUUUAAGUCCUUUUUAAACUUUCAUUUUUACAUUUACAUUUUAUAGAUAUAUUCUUCAUUUUUGGCUUCCUUUCACUGGAUUGCAUUUUAUUUUUGUAUAUGUAUAAGUUUUGCUUUCUUUAAAAUUUGGGAUUUAGUGUCUUCUAACAAAGAGACCAAAAUACACCCGAGACCAAGUGGAUCACCCUAUUUUGUCCACCUGGAAGAUUAUAUUCUCUCCUUUCCCCCUUUUUUUUCUUUUUCUUUUCUCUUUUGGUUUCUGACCUCUUCAGAUUUUUCUAGUGUGUAUUUCAUUUGGGUCGUGGUUGAUAUUUUUUAUUGUGUUCUCUCAUUCAUUGUUCUCUGGGAAAAAUGACUAGAAGGAGGAAUUCACAACAAAAGAAAGAACCAGAGGUAAUACUCUCUGACACAGAUCUAAUCGAUAUGGAUAUAAGUAAAAUAUCAGAGCUGGAAUUCAGAAUAACAAUUAUAAAGUUACUAGCUGGGCUUUAAAAAAGCAUAAAAGACAUUAGAAAACCUCUUAGUGCAGAAAUAAAGUCUAAUCAGGCCGAAAUUAAAAAUGCUUUCACUGAGAUGCAGUCUUAAAUGGAUGCUCUAACAGCUAGGGUAAAUGAGGCAGAAGAGAGUUUCAGUGACAUAGAAGACAAGAUGAUGGAAAGGAA